Molecule: messenger RNA, 6092 nt
Organism: Hemibagrus wyckioides
Lineage: Eukaryota; Metazoa; Chordata; Actinopteri; Siluriformes; Bagridae
Gene: znf148
Product: zinc finger protein 148
Exons: 8
Coding region: 402-2807 (801 amino acids)
Biological process (GO): regulation of transcription by RNA polymerase II
Molecular function (GO): RNA polymerase II cis-regulatory region sequence-specific DNA binding; DNA-binding transcription factor activity, RNA polymerase II-specific
Source: RefSeq, a predicted model, not a curated record
CGACACCUACGUCCUAGGUAGUGCACUUCAUGAGCAAUAGAGGGUGAUUUGGAAUGCAGCCGUGGAAUGUCGCUGCUAGCUUAUUCCAGCUAGCCAGUUGCUAAUCAAUAAGCACAGCAGCAACGAAAACUUUUGCAGGGAGAUGGUGACCGCUGAUCAUAUACGACUGCUGGCCAUGUAAAAAAAUUACAACUAGCCAACAUUGCUACCUGUAGAGAAUAACCAACACGACCGUGCGGAUAGCCGAGGACCAAGGACUUGGAGAGAGAAGCUGCCUUCUGGCUCAACCAGAUGUGGGUCAGGUAAGCAAAAGACUAGUACCCAGCUGUCAAGAAGCAAAGGUCCAUGACAGUCAGUUGUUUUUCUGGAGCCACACAGCCACAACCAAGUAACUCAGAAAGAUGAACAUCGAUGACAAGUUGGAUGGGAUCCUGAUUCGAUGUGACACUGUGAACAUACACCACACAGCGCAAACCUUAGCACCCUCUGGGGUGGAAAAAAGGGGAGGAGGAAACAUUGAUAUGUCUCUUGGAGAAAAAAGUUUGGCCAAUCAACCCCUGCUUGCUGAUGAUGAUGAUGAGGAAGAUGAGGAUGACGAUCUGGCUGGUGAAACGCUGACCUCACACAACCUCAUCUCACAUGAUGAACUUAUGGUUCAUGAGGAGACUGUGAAAAACAACGCAGCAGGAGAACAAGAAUUCUCUCAGCGGCUUUCCCACAAGCUACCGUACACCUUACAAAUGCCUGUGAAUAUUAAACAAGAACUAAAGCUGACAGACCCACUAAUUCUCAAUAAAAAGGACAAGAAACAGGAGAGGGACCUGACAGAUUGUCACAAAAAGAAAAAAAGAAAGCAGCGUUCUCCUGCAAAGAUUCUAACCAUUAAUGAAGAUGGCUCACUGGGACAUCAGAACCCGAAGUCACACAUCUGUGAGCACUGCAAUGCUGCUUUCCGAACAAAUUACCAUCUACAGAGACACGUCUUUAUCCAUACGGGAGAAAAGCCUUUUCAGUGCAGUCAGUGUGACAUGCGGUUCAUUCAGAAAUACCUAUUGCAGAGACAUGAGAAAAUUCACACAGGAGAAAAGCCAUUUCGAUGUGACGAGUGUGGAAUGAGAUUCAUCCAAAAAUAUCAUAUGGAGAGACACAAGAGGACGCAUAGUGGAGAGAAGCCUUAUCAGUGUGAUUACUGUCACCAGUACUUCUCCAGGACUGAUCGAGUUUUGAAGCAUAGACGUAUGUGCCAUGAAAAUAAAGACAGAAAGGUCCAUAAAGCAGCUGCCAAAGAUGGCCUUCUACGCAACACAGAAACACUCACAUUCUCCUUUCCACCCAAGGAGAGCACUCUACCUAAGAAAAAGCGACAGAAGUCCACUGAUAAGAACAGCACCGUUGUCCAAAACCAUGCUGUCCCAGACAAAGUUGUGGAGGGUGAAGAGAAGAAGGAAGAGGACAGACUCUGCAAAAAUGAAUGUCUUCCUCUUUACGAUGUUGCCACCAAGGUGAAGGAUGAGUAUGUAAUGACAGAAUAUUCUGUCGAACUCCCAGAUUGUUCUCCAGGAAGCAGGGAACUUACUGGGGAGGCAUCUUCUGAUGAGAUCACUCCUCCAAAGAUAGUGCUGAAGAAGAUUGCUAGCAAGAAGAAUGUAAAGCAGCAGACUCUGGAACACUCACAGCCUUUGUCACCCUUGUCAUCAUACGAGGAGGGAAAAGUCACAAGAUAUACAUUUGAAAUUGUUGAUAACAAGGGCCUUUUGGAUGUUGAGCCAAGCACUGACUUGGAGACCGUUGAUCCACUCCAGGUUGGGCCGACAAAGCCAGCUGGCAGCAGCACAAACUACGAUGAUGCCAUGCAGUUUCUCAAGAAGAAGCGUUACCUCCAGGCGACCACGGCCAAUAACAGUCGGGAGUAUGCCCUGAACAGCAUUUCCUCACAGCCCUCAGUUACUCAGGCAGCCGUGACCACGGUCAUAGAUGAAACUGUUCCUGCCACAAUCCUGUCCGAGACUCAGACUCUGAAUGUGGAGAUCAAGUCGAGCCAUGAGAAGAACGUGCUCCCCGAUGAAGUCCUACAGUCCCUCCUGGAUCACUACUCCAUCAAAGCCAAUGGACCAUCAGAGAUCAGCUUCAGUGUAGCAGACACAGAAGUAACUUCCAGCAUCUCCAUCAAUUCAUCUGAUGUAUCAGAGAGCAGUCCUACUGAGGCCUUGGGCACUAGCUCCCAAGCACCCACUGCAGAGAAGGCUAGUCUUCUUCAAGAGUAUUCAAAGUUUCUCCAGCAAGCUUUGGAGAGGACCAGUCAGAAUGACAGCUACCUGAAUAGCCAGAGCCUAGCCUUUGUGAAUGAAGGAGCAAGCCUUGGUGGGCAGCCAUUAUUUUCUUCAGACAAACAGUUUGGUUCUCCUAGUCGGUUUCGAUCAGGUAUGAACUCUCCCCUGAGACUGGACAAACCGCACUUUGGUCUUUUAGUUGAUUCCCAACACUCAUUCUCAUUUUCAGGGGAUGAAACCAACCCCUCUUCAGUGUCACCAACUGAGGACUUUCUGGAGCAGGUGUCCCCCAAAAAGUCAGACUCUCAGGGCAUCACUCAAACGUUUCAGAUUGCGACAUUUGAUCAGAACUUUCGAUCACAGUUCCAGACCUCUCGGUCUGGACUGUCUUCGCAAUUUAGCGUUUCCAAUGGACAGGUCAGCAUAAGAAGUCAUGGAGGAUCAGACUUUCCAGAAUUCUCUCUUGUUAACGUUACUGAAACCAGAACUCAAAUGAGCUCCUCUCCAGAUGCUACAAGCAGCCACACAUUUGGCUAAAAAAGCUAUUUAAAAUUUUACUCGUUUAAAAGCACUUUAUGCUCUUGCUCUGCGAAUGUAAGCAGCACCACAUUGGAUGGUCAUCUCAUGGCAAACAUUUGAACUCCAGAUGUUCUCUUUGUAUUCGGUCGCUGUUUUAAUCAUGCAGGAUGAGAAUCAUUAUAGGAAGUAGUUUUUGUUUUUCAGCACACUCAUUUAAUGUCUGUAUACAUGUUAAAAGGCACUUUUCUGUAUUUUGUCUGUAUUUUUUUUUUUGUUAAUUCUAUAAGUUCAUCUGCACAUCACACUGCACAACCAGUCUCUCUAAGAGAGUGAAUUUAUUUCCUUACAGUUACAUACAGAUAAGCUCUUAAAUUUCCAAUGUAAUCUCAUGAAUUCAUAAUUUUAUAUAAUGAAAUGAUAUAAUUCUCAGAUAUUUUUGCACAACACUAUGAAGGUAAUAUUAAUUUUUAAGAAAAGCUCUUAAAUUAUAUUGGAACUAGGUACAUCUCUGAUACCUUGGUGUAUUGUAAUCAAUACCUUGAUUGACACCUUAAUUUUCUUUGUACAACAAAAACGUAUCCAUCCAUGGAACUAAUAAUCCAUGACCCUAAGAGAUAAAAUUCAUUUAGGCUUUACUGGGAGAGUAUACCUCAAAUACAGCAUGGGGUAAUCAAUAAAGAUAUCGACACUUAAGUACAUUCCUCAAGUUGUAUUUUUCAAUGAAGCCGAUGAAGUAGGCAUCCCUAAAAAGUUUUUUUUUCCUGCAUGUAGUGCCUUUUUGUGUAUCUGUGAAAUAUUAAAAAUUUAGUUUUGAUCAUGAUCCUAAGCAAAUUAAUGAUUUUAAAUUUAGCUAAAUUGUUACAUUUGCACUUAGGCCGUAUUAUGGGCAAAAUCAGUGCUCUUUAUACCUGGGACUUUCAAUUCAACUGGGUACGAAUCCCAGCCCUGAAUUACAAUGUUUUAUUGCUCUCUCUCUCUUUUUUUUUCUCCCCCGAAGCACAUUUUCCAUUGAUCUCAUUACAAUUAUGGAGAUAUUUUAUAGGGUCAGAGAUUGGUGAUGUCUUUAUUUGCUCUGUCAUUCUAUUGUGUGUUUGGUAGUUAACAAGCAAAUGUAUUAAAUUGGGAAAUUACAGUUGAGUCAUGUAACUUUAAUCAUUGUCUUUGAAAUAUGAACUAAAACUUUUGCCUUGUCUAUCUCUAAACUGACGUUCAUGUAUUCACUGCAUUGUUUGAUGAAACAAAUGGUGCAUGGCUUUGAUCUUUGGUACUUUUAUUUAGUAUUUAUAACCCUAGUUAUCGUUAAUAUACAUCUAACAAUGAAUCACAUCAACAUCCUGCCUGUUUAUAAUUUCUAUAUGUUUUGAUUGCUCUCUUUUUUUGGGGGGGGGUUGAAAUGUCUUAAUCAAGUCCCUAAGCGCUAAUUCAUGCAUGCUGUUUUUUAAAGCCUACAGGGGUGCCAUGCUAAAUUACAGACCAAAUUGGAACUGCAAUGUAAAGAUAUCUUUAUUAUAAAAUGACUUUUAUUGCUCAUACUUCAUUUGAAAACAUUCCCUCAUUUGAUUGUCAGAUGCGUGUCGUUAUGCAUAUAUGUUUGUAUGGAUGUACAAUGGAUAUAAAAAGUCUACACACCUUUGUUAAAUUAACAGAUUAUUCUGAUGUAAAAAAUGAAACCAGUGCCAGAUCUUUAUUCACACUCAGUGUGAAAUUACAUUAGACCUUUUUAGGUGUACUUAGCUGUAGAAGUGUGCACACUCCUAAACUAAUAUUUUGUUGAAGCACAUUUUCGAUUUUAUUACACCACUUAGUCGUUAUAGGUAAGAGUCUUUUAUCCUGUCACAUCUUGACCUGGCAAUAUUAUCCUACUCUGUUGCAAAAACAUUCUAGAUGCAUCAAAUUAUAAGCUUUAGGACACCCCACAUAUUUUUAGUUGGAUUCAGGUCUAGGCUCUGGCUAGGUCUUUCAAAAAAAUUUAUUUGGGUCAAGCCAUUCCUUUGUUGCUUUGGAUGCAUGUUUUGGGUCAUUUGUCAUGCUGAAAUUCCCUUACCAGACACUUGAAGAUUUUAAUACUAAAAUUGACAUAUUAUUCAUGAUUCAUGAAGUCCUAGUCCUGCAGAAAAGCAGCCCUAAAGCAGGAUGCUGCCACCACCAUGCUGCACUGUGGGUAUGUUGGACCAAACAUACCUUUUGAACUUGGACCAUAACAUAUAUUUUCGUGGGAUUUGGGGUGAUUCAGCUAAACCUGCAUGAUUUAUUUAUUUUUUAUUUUUUUGGUGAGAAAGGCCUACCCCAUAGUCCAGACAUGGGAAGAAUAUGAGACAGUGUUAAUCAGUAUUUGUCAGAAAUUGUUGAGGGACUUUCUUUUCUUGGUGAUGUCACAGUGGUGCUCUAUUUUCUCUGUUGGUUGAUGAUGACAUUGUUUUGUAAGCUCUUUGUGAACCAUGGCAUCAGCAGUCAAAUGAAACCACAAAGGUAUGUAAAUCCUACAGAAACAGCCGAGGUUACUCCUAUUAAUUUUAAUUGUGAACUUUAAUCCGAAUACAGCCAAAUGAACAAUUGUGAAAGGGUGUGCACGCACAUUUUUUUUUAAUUAAAAAAUUCCCCAAAAACUUAUUUUCACUUAUUUUUAUUGGAUGUAAUUUCUCACUGGGAGUGUAAAUAUUUGUAAACAUAUUUUGGUUUCAUUUAUUUCGCAUCACAAAAAUUCUGCCAUUUUAACAGAGGUGUGUAGAACCUUUAUCUUUAGUUGUAUGUAUGUACGUUGUACAUUUUGAACUGCGCAUUAUGUUUUGUGUAUGCUAAGAGUGAGAUAAAGAAAGUUGGAGACAUUUGGGAUCUCUGUGGAUUUUUAAAAUGAGUGUACUCUGUUAAUUCUGUCUGCAUAAUCCUGUUGGUUCUGGCUUCAGUGAACACUGCUCAUGUUACCUUUGAUUCAUAGGGUCUAGUUUUUUUUUUUUUUUGUCUCUGUCACUUCCUGGAGUUGAAAAUACCACAGCAGGUAAUCUGAUUUUCUGUCAUAAAAAGCUCAUAACUCUAGUUCUCAUUAAGGAUUUAAUUUUUCUACUAGAUGCAUUAUUUAAGCAGAUUCAUAUUUCUGCACUCAACAGAUAUCAGCUUUAUAUAUCAUGUACAUCUUGAGCACAAUUAAAAGUGUUUGUUAGUUUCAAAUGAACCAAUUUGUCCGUCAAGUCAAAAUGAAGUGAGAACACUUUUCAUUUACCUUUAUAUGAUAUUGUUUGAUAUUGAUAUGAUUGUAUUGUUAUUUUCUUUUACUGCUACACACAAUUACAUUAAUUCUGACUCCCA